Molecule: messenger RNA, 405 nt
Organism: Merops nubicus (carmine bee-eater)
Lineage: Eukaryota; Metazoa; Chordata; Aves; Coraciiformes; Meropidae
Gene: GID4
Product: GID complex subunit 4
Exons: 4
Biological process (GO): protein targeting to vacuole; protein catabolic process in the vacuole; proteasome-mediated ubiquitin-dependent protein catabolic process
Cellular component (GO): extrinsic component of membrane; GID complex
Source: RefSeq, a predicted model, not a curated record
GAGUACCCAACGCUCACCACUUUCUUUGAAGGUGAAAUAAUCAGUAAGAAGCACCCUUUCUUAACAAGAAAGUGGGAUGCUGAUGAAGAUGUGGAUCGUAAACACUGGGGAAAGUUCCAAGCUUUUUACCAGUAUGCAAAAACAUUUAACUCAGAUGACUUUGAUUAUGAGGAUCUGAAAAACGGGGACUAUGUCUUCAUGAGAUGGAAGGAGCAGUUCCUAGUCCCAGAUCACACUAUCAAAGACAUCAGUGGUGCUUCCUUUGCUGGUUUCUAUUACAUCUGCUUCCAGAAGUCAGCAGCAUCUAUAGAGGGCUAUUACUACCAUAGGAGUUCAGAAUGGUAUCAGUCAUUGAAUUUAACUCACGUUCCUGAGCACAGCGCUCCUAUCUACGAAUUCCGAUGA